AUGGCCCCGUGGCCCGCACCUCCUCCGCCUCUGCCUCCGCCUCCACCACUCGCCGCGCCGCCGCCGCCCGGCGCCUCUGCUAAGGGGCCGCCAGCGCGCAAGCUGCUUUUUAUGUGCACCUUGUCCCUGUCUGUCACCUACCUGUGCUACAGCCUCCUGGGCGGCUCGGGCUCCCUGCAAUUCCCCCUGGCGCUACAGGAGCCGCCAGGCGCCGCCGCCGAGACCCCGCCGAGCCCGCCGCCACCCUCUCUGCCGCCUCCCCCCGUGCGCCCCGGCGCCCCCUCGCCGCCGCCCGCGCCGCCGCCACCGGACAACGCGAGCCACAGGGAGCCGCCCGAGCCCCCUGAACAGCCUGCCGCGCCCGGGGCCGACGGCUGGGGACUGGCGAGCGGCGGCGGCGGCGGCGGCAGCGCCCGGGACGCCUGGCUCCGGAGCCCGCUGGCCCCCGGCGAGAUGAUCACCACGCAGAGUGCGCUGCUGGAGAGAGAAGCGCAGGAGUCCAGCACCACCGACGAGGACCUCGCAGGCCGGAGGGCGGCCAACGGGAGCAGCGAGAGGGGCGGCGCCGUUAGCACCCCGGACUACGGGGAAAAGAAGCUGCCCCAGGCGCUCAUCAUUGGGGUGAAGAAAGGAGGGACCCGCGCGCUGCUGGAGGCGAUCCGAGUGCACCCGGACGUGCGGGCGGUGGGCGUGGAACCGCACUUCUUCGACAGGAACUACGAGAAGGGGCUGGAGUGGUACAGAAAUGUGAUGCCGAAGACUUUGGAGGGACAGAUAACCAUGGAAAAAACCCCAAGUUACUUUGUGACCAACGAGGCCCCCAGGCGCAUUCACUCCAUGGCCAAGGACAUCAAGCUGAUCGUGGUGGUGAGAAACCCCGUGACCAGGGCCAUUUCUGACUACACCCAGACACUGUCAAAGAAGCCCGAGAUCCCGACCUUUGAGGUGCUGGCGUUUAAAAACCGGACCCUAGGGCUGAUAGACGCCUCGUGGAGCGCCAUCCGCAUCGGGAUCUACGCGCUGCACCUGGAGAACUGGCUGCAGUACUUCCCGCUCUCGCAGAUCCUCUUUGUCAGUGGGGAGCGGCUCAUAGUGGACCCCGCUGGGGAAAUGGCCAAAGUACAGGAUUUUCUAGGCCUCAAGCGCGUGGUGACUGAGAAACAUUUUUAUUUCAACAAAACCAAGGGAUUCCCUUGCCUAAAGAAGCCAGAAGACAGCAGCGCACCCAGGUGUUUAGGCAAGAGCAAAGGUCGGACUCAUCCCCGCAUUGACCCAGAUGUCAUCCACAGACUGAGGAAAUUCUACAAACCCUUCAACAUGAUGUUUUACCAAAUGACUGGUCAAGAUUUCCAGUGGGAACAGGAGGAGGGUGACAAAUGA
This is a messenger RNA of Castor canadensis (American beaver), 1380 nucleotides long. RefSeq names its product heparan sulfate-glucosamine 3-sulfotransferase 4 (gene Hs3st4). Lineage: Eukaryota; Metazoa; Chordata; Mammalia; Rodentia; Castoridae. Gene Ontology annotation, molecular function: [heparan sulfate]-glucosamine 3-sulfotransferase activity. The record is from RefSeq and is a predicted model, not a curated record.